This is a messenger RNA of Rattus norvegicus (Norway rat), 879 nucleotides long. It is a transcript of the gene C1ql4, whose product is annotated as complement C1q like 4. The record is from RefSeq and is marked validated. Bases 90 to 806 code for a protein of 238 amino acids. NCBI's taxonomy places the organism in Eukaryota, Metazoa, Chordata, Mammalia, Rodentia, Muridae. Gene Ontology annotation, molecular function: identical protein binding. Gene Ontology annotation, cellular component: extracellular region. The transcript has 2 exons.
CGCCCAAAAGUGAGGAGGAUUUGCUGGCCCUGGCCGCGUCACGGCUGAGCCGCCGCAAACGGGUGGCGGGCGCAGCCGUCGGGGUGGCCAUGGUGCUGCUGCUGCUGGUAGCCAUCCCGCUACUGGUGCACAGCUCUCGCGGACCAACACACUAUGAGAUGCUAGGUCGCUGUCGCAUGGUGUGUGACCCCCACGCAUCCCGAGGUCAAGGCUCCGACGGCGCGCCCUCCUCGGUGCCUCCCUUCCCUCCAGGUGCCAAAGGAGAGGUAGGGCGGCGAGGGAAGGCGGGCCUGCGGGGACCCCCAGGACCCCCGGGUCCCAGAGGGCCCCCUGGAGAGCCAGGCAGGCCAGGUCCUCCAGGUCCUCCUGGCCCAGGCCCUGGAGGGGCAGCGCCCCCUGCCGGCUAUGUACCCCGAAUUGCCUUCUAUGCGGGCCUAAGGCGGCCUCAUGAGGGUUAUGAAGUGUUGCGCUUUGACGACGUGGUGACCAACGUGGGCAACGCUUACGAGGCAGCCAGUGGCAAGUUCACCUGUCCCAUGCCAGGCGUCUACUUCUUCGCUUACCAUGUGCUCAUGCGCGGUGGUGACGGUACCAGCAUGUGGGCCGAUCUGAUGAAGAACGGACAGGUCCGUGCCAGCGCCAUUGCUCAGGAUGCAGAUCAGAACUAUGACUAUGCCAGCAACAGCGUCAUUCUGCACCUAGAUGUGGGAGAUGAGGUCUUUAUCAAGCUGGACGGUGGGAAGGUGCAUGGCGGCAACACCAACAAGUACAGCACCUUCUCGGGAUUCAUCAUCUAUCCCGACUGAGCCCAGCACCUUCUCUGACUCUCAUGUUCGUUCGCCCGCCCCCUCAACCCCUCGCUCUCACCCACACCCACCU